AUGCAUACAUUCAUCACCAAGGCCGUCCUUUCAUUUGCUACCCUUUGGGGUAUGAGCAUGGUCACAUGCGCGGCCCGAGGACUCGAGAUACCACCAUCGGUGAAUCUCACCAAAAGGGCCGGAGACAUGCAGACAUACGUUUAUCCAAAUCUCUUCAUGAUCGAUCCGAAGAGCACGGAAUUUAUGGGAAGAGAUUUGAAUGAGCCAUUAAGAUAUUUGUGGUCAGGAGCCAUAUCAUUCGAGGCUGACGGUGACAAAUACCAGCGCUGCCUCCGUUACAUUCCUAGCGAGACAUUUCCUACGCAUGCGCCGUGCAAAUGUACUCAGAUUGACAAGAGUAAAGGUUGUGACGACAAGAGCAUCAACCAUCCCACGCCAAGCUACCGUUGGGCUUUCGAUGGAUUAAUACGAAUGUUCAAACGUGAGACGAGGAAUAUUUCUUUUUGGAGUGGAAUGAUUCGACAUCACGCCUCUGGGAAGUGUCUGGGCUAUAGCCCGGACUCAGGUUUCCCGACUUACCGUGGAGAAGAGAGCCACACCCCAGGGAAGCUUGGAGACCUUGAGAUGGUGGAUUGCGAAGACCCCGAAGAUGAAAAAUAUCACGGAGUACGAAUCUGGGUUGUGUGGCUAACUGAGAAGGAUACGAAAACAAGCAUAAUACCAUGGGGUGCCACGCACAUGUGGCCCGCUUGUUCGAACACCAGAGUCAAAGCUAAAAAGACUAUUAUGGAUAGAUUGAAAGGGAAGAAAGUAAGAUGGGAACGGAUAUAUCGGGGAAUUGCUGCUAGUCCUUCAUCCAAUGGAGUUUAUUUCGGAUGCGCUCGUGGACAACAUACCUGGGUGACACCCCACCCAUGGUUCUAUCGUGUCCCUAAACCUCGCGCGUUCUUCCCGGACAAGAAAAAUUAUGAUGACAUGGGCAGUACAAUAAACGGGGAAAAGAACUCGAUAGAAAGCCUAAUUGAUUUCGAUUGGCCGAAUACACCUCCUGGAAACGAAGCGCCGGGCGACCUCGAGGUUGAAGGAACACCAUGGAAAGAGAUUUGGAGGGCGUUGAGGGGCAUGCGAUAUGAGCGUGAACCAGAUGUAAAUUUUGAGGGGGGUGCUUCGCCAGCCUUUGAUGACGAGGUAACCGGUAUAGAGCAGGAAAACGCUGAACGACAAAAAGAGAACACAGAGCGGGAAAAGAUAAUGAGAAAGGAAGAAGGGGAUGCAGAUGCAGAUGAUGAUGAUGAUGAUGUAUUCGAGGACGCGCCUGAAACGUGGGAUGACGAGAAAAAUGCUUUCUCAGAUGAUGAGAACGAAGAAGACUUUCCCGAAGAUAAGGGGGGUGGUAAAGAUUCAUCGUCGGGUGACAAGCCCGUCAAGGACCCGCCGUCAAACGAUAAGCCAGCGAAAAAGGACCCACCGUCAAAUGAUAAGCCAGCUAAAGACCCCCCCUCGGGUGACGAUAAAAAUAAAGAUACCCCCGAUGACCCUUUCGGAGAUGACAAAGGCAUUGAUGACCCCUUCGCGGAUAAAAACCGCGUCAAGAAUGAUAAGACAACUAAGGACCCCCCAUCAAAUGAUGAGACAACGAAAGACCCCCCAUCAGAUGACGAGACAACGAAAGACCCCCCAUCAGAUGACGAGACAGCCAAAGACCCCCCAUCAGAUGACGAGACAGCCAAAGACCCCCCAUCGAAUGACGAGACAGCCAAAGACCCCCUAUCGAAUGAUGAGACAGCCAAAGAUCCACCUCCCAAGCGAUAG
Orbilia oligospora ATCC 24927 is the source of this 1752-nucleotide messenger RNA. RefSeq lists its product as uncharacterized. The coding region runs from base 1 to 1752 and encodes 583 amino acids. Lineage: Eukaryota; Fungi; Ascomycota; Orbiliomycetes; Orbiliales; Orbiliaceae. The record is from RefSeq and is a predicted model, not a curated record. The transcript is spliced from 3 exons.